Messenger RNA from Stereum hirsutum FP-91666 SS1, 4884 nucleotides. RefSeq lists its product as uncharacterized. The transcript has 9 exons. The coding region runs from base 89 to 4246 and encodes 1385 amino acids. Gene Ontology annotation, molecular function: protein binding. The record is from RefSeq and is a predicted model, not a curated record. NCBI's taxonomy places the organism in Eukaryota, Fungi, Basidiomycota, Agaricomycetes, Russulales, Stereaceae.
AAGACCCUCGCCCUCUCUUUUCUCUCUCCUAACCCCCACGGCGAACAUUAUUCAGAAGUAGUGGCCGUCGACGACACCGAAGACGGCGAUGCCGGAGUACGUGUACGCUCUUCACGACUUCCUUCCGGAGCACGAUGACGAGGUCGAGUUUCGUGCGGGAGAGCGGAUAGAGGUCGUUGAGAAGGACGAUUUGUAUGGCGAUGGAUGGUGGCAGGGCCGAAACUUGUCGGGCAAAGUCGGCCUGUUUCCCCGGUCAUACACCCAACCCGCCCCUCCACAACAGCCACAAUCCUCGCCGCCCCCCACUGCACCCACAGCCACAUCUACCGCCAGCGCUUCACAUCUAGCCCCGAUCGCCACCUCCGCCAACGGCGCGCGCACUCCAUCUCCCGAACCCGCCCAUCCUCCUACGAGUCCCGGCGGUCUGCAUUCCUUAGCAGAAGAAUCGGAGAACGAGUCGGUCGCGCCACCGAAAGUUUCGGUAUCUUCGGAUGGGACCGAUGAAGGGGCGGUGAUGCGGGAGACGAUGACGGAUGUGCAGCAGGCGAUUGAACAAUUGGGUCAGAGGCGGAAUAAUGGCGCUGGUGGACAUACGGAUGAUGAAGGUCGUUCGUUCACCUUCUCGUCCAUGCGCGAGUCGGAGUCGACGGAUCGUGAGUCAGAUAUCGAUAUGGAGUUGGAGACGGAGGGUGAUGAAGGUACGGAUGGGGAGGGAUGGAAUAACCAGAAGAACGUGCGGAAGAGGUUGGCAAAGAAGGUUAGCCGGGCAAACGAGGAGGAGAGGAGGGAGAGAGAAAGGGAGGCCCAAAUGGAGGUGGUGCGGGCGAGGGAGAGGGGGAGUAUCAUGGCGAGUCAUAUGGCUCCACCGAUUGAAGUGGAACUGAGCGACGAGAGCGAGGACGAGGGCGACGAUGAUCACCACCAUCGUGUCCACGAUCAAGAAGACAAGACGGAGCACGGGAGGGUUGCGAGUCAGAGGUCAAGCUCGCAGAUGAUUCCGGAGGAGGACGAGGACGAUCAUCUGCUCGCCGUUCCUACCGCAACCCGUGGAUCGUUCGGCACUCCUCGAGGCUCAGAGCCAAUCGUCCCUAGCGAAGAUUAUAUCGUACCCUCGCCAGGCUCUCACAAGACGGGUUACGAUGAGGUCCCUACCGCCACUCAAGCUUCCUUCCCCGUCGCUGCUCCCGCAUCCGAACGGACUUCCUCGCCGUAUCGAUCGGGUACGCUUCCUAGCCCAAUUUCACCAGGGUUUACGACCGGAACGACCACGGGAACCGGGACUGUUACGGACGAUAGCAGGCCGACGUCUACGCAGCCCUCCACAGCUUUCUCGAAAACGUUCUCCGUCGGCGAUAUCGAACCGAUCGCUACGCCCAUCCCCAUCAGUAGUACCGCCAACGCCCCUGGAGAGACCCCGGCCAGUACCCUCGCCGCCGCUGCCAACCUUCUUCCUUCGCCUGCCGCGUCUUCGGCGAUGGGACGUACGACCUCGCCCGUACAUAAAUCUGGCCUCGCGUUGUCACCUUCGAGUCCAGGGAGCGGAGGGCCCAGGACGGGUGGAUCUAGUGGUAUAGGCAGUGGACACCCGAGCGACUGGACGGUGGAUGAGGUCGUGGAAUGGUUGAGAGCGAAAGGGUUCGACGAAGGGGUUUGCGAGAAGUUCAUCGAGCAAGAAAUCACCGGCGACGUCCUCCUUGAACUCGACGUCAACCUCCUGAAAUCCGAAAUCGGCAUUCCAGCCUUUGGCAAACGCAUGCGUAUCGCCAACGCCAUCAUGGAGCUCCGUCGUCCACCAUCCGCUCUCUCCUCCAACCACGACACCAACUCCCAAAUCAACGGUGCUCCCGGUACCGGCAGCAGUCAAUUCAACGGCGCUGGCAACAACGGUUUCCGUGGUCACUCCCAGAGCCAGAGCCUCGCGAUGUCGCACUCCAGCGCGCCACAGAGCCUGAACAGUCCGUUCAUGUUGGCCAGUCCGAUCAGUGCGGGUUCAGGACCGGCGAGUGUAGGCGGAGGUGUGGUCGUGACUUCAACGGGGAGUCCUAUGGCAGCUGCGGGGACGAUUCCGGCGGAGAGCUUCAGUGCACCGAAUACGGGAUUGAUGGGUAUGGGCGCUGGCGAGUCGCCGAUGGGGAUGGGACUGGUGAGGAGGGAUUCAGAUCCGGGUGUCAGAGCGCCGGGACAAGGGCAGGACGAGGAUCAGGUCGGGUUGGGAUUGGGUAUACCGAGUGCGUUGUUGGCGGGGAAGAAUGGGAAGGGUCGGCCAUCUCAGUUGACGUUGAGCCCAAGCGAUAGCGCGCUGGGUGAAAGCGUGAAGGCGGUUGCGGGCGGUGCGUAUACGGCGGAAGAGAUGGAAGAUGACAGGGCUGUGGCCAGUGAGAACGAUGGGGACAAGAAGCUUAAGACUCGGAAAAGCAUGUUCGGUCGUUCAGGAUCCAAAUCGUCCAAAGACGGCGACUCGGCCAAAGAUCCCGUUACCCCCAACUCGAUCGCUACUCCCCAAGAGGACGGUUCCCCUGUUCAGCGGCGAACGAACGGCAGGAGACAAGGUAGCCUGGAUGCGAACAAGGGCAAUGAUCGAUUGAGUAUCUUCGGUGGUGCAUUCUCUGGGUCGUUGAGCAAGUCGAGGAAACCACCUCCUAGGUACUCUGCGAUGGUCGACAACGCGGAUCUUCAGCACGAGAAGAGCAACCCCUUCGCUCUUCUUGGCCGCAGCGGCAAGAAGUCGUCCUCCGGUAGGCCUUCCACGUCCGACGGGCACUCCACUCACAAGAAGAGCUUCGACCCUGCGGCCACUCCAUCGAAGAAAAGUCACAAGGAGAAGGACGAGAAGGCCUCUCGCGACUCGAAAGACUCGAAAGAACGUCCAUCCAAAGAGCAAGCCGUCCUUCGUCGUCGUACAUCGUCUCAGGUCUCGAGUCCCACGCGUGGUGGGAUUCCCAACGCGGCUGCGUCUGGUGCAGGCGCGGGUGCAGGUGUGGGUACGGGUACGGGUGCAGGUGCGGGUGCAGCUUCGGGCGGAGAGGGGCAGAAGGCGACGUUAAAGGCAGGCCAGAGUAUCUUGCAGCAGAUCGGGCAGCCUGAUCAUAAUGGGUGGAUGAGGAAGAAGGGCGAUAGGUAUAACACGUGGAAAUCGAGGUAUUUCGUGCUGAAGGGGCCACAUCUUUAUUGGUUGAGGAGUAAUUCCGCCUCCGAGACGAAGAUCAAGGGGUACCUCAACAUCGCUGGGUAUAAGAUCAUCACCGACGAGAAGGUUGACCCGGGCAAGUACGGCUUCAAGCUCGUCCAAGAGAACGUCACAACGCACUACUUCUCAUCGGAGGAGCAACUCGUCAUUCGAGAGUGGAUGAAGGCGCUCAUGAAAGCUACCAUCGAUCGGGAUUACACAAAACCUGUCGUUUCCUCCGUUAAUAUCCCCACGAUACCUCUUACCGUCGCUCAGGCUAUGAACCCAGCCCCAAGACCACCAUCACCUACCGCUCGCGCCGCCACUCAAAAGGCUCUUCGCCGCGAGAACACGAAUCAGCUCUCGACUCGUGACGCUCAGAUUCUCAUGAUGGGUGUUUCUGGUGACGCUACAGAUAACGGCAGCAAGAUGCGUCUCGAUUCUUUUUUCAACCAAAGCAGCGACACCGCCGGAACUCCAAUGCAACGAUCGACUCCUGCGCCACUCGGUGCGAGAGCGAUGACGCCUAAGGGACCAGCGAAAUCGCCGCCGCCUAUGAGUGUGCCCGCUCCGGCUCCUGCAAGGCCUUCAAGGGAGAUGAGAAGGUUGACCAGCGACGGCAGCAAUUUGAAGAUGGAUAAUGUCCCGACUAGCUCGAACUCGGUCGAAACGAAUCUCAUCGAAUGGGCAAACUCUCACCUCCCGCACUCCCUCAGGAUCUCCGAGACUACACCCGGCCCCUUAUACGGUGGUCUUGCCAUUCUCCGUCUCUCCGAGUCGAUCAAAGGACGUCCAGCAUCACCUCCCGUGCCCGACUCUGCCUUCCCCUCAGGCCCGAACGAUGACAAACUCGACGGUUUAUUCCGGUUGUUCGAUUUCCUCCUCGAUAACGACGUGAAGAUGGGGAGCGUUAGUAUCAACGACGUGAGAAUGGGAAAGAGAGACAAGAUCCUGCAGUUGUUGAAGGCGUUGAAGGCGUGGGAGGAUAAGCGAAGGCAAAUUGCGGAGAGCAUUGGUUCGGGGGCGAGUGGGCAGGCAGGACCGUUUAUGGCUCCCGUCUCACCGUGGGGACCGAUGUAAGUAGGCGCAGAGAUUUUCUGCGGCCAUGGACUACUUUGGCUCGGUUGGACUAGUUUCUUGGGUCAGGCUAAGGGGUGAGAGGGUCUGAAACAUUCUUCUUGGCUUUCUCCAGCAUAUACUCGUGUCGUAGUCACACUCAAUCGCACGCUCGUUCUAUCUCUGUCUUGAUUUCUCUUCAUCUUACUCCGUUUUUCCCUUCCUCUCGUUCGUCUCUGGUCUCUCCUCCUUUCGUUCGUCUUACGCGAUACGUCUCCUCCCAUCUUCUUCCCUCAUACGUUUCCCUCCGCUCUCCUUUUUCUUAUUUGAACGACCACUAUCCUCCCUUCGUCCUAUUCAUCGCACUCUGCUUUACAUUCCUCCCCUUCCUCCCCUUCCUCUCCGUCUCCUUUCUCGUCUAUCUCCUCACCUCUGUUUGCGUGGCUAUAAUCACGCAUUACUAUAGCACUAGGAGCUCAAUAACGGGCAUCUGUACGGACUUUUCAUUUGUGUAUCACUUAUCCCCUUCGGCACUCUUUUCUUGUAAGUUUCGUUUGCUGUCGCCUUAUCACCUCACAACAACAUCGGCCGUCGUGAUAGCCUGGAUACCUUGAAUAUAGUCGUACAUAUCUGCACUCAUCGUAAAUAGAACUGUGUGUUUU